Messenger RNA from Setaria italica (foxtail millet), 6088 nucleotides. Its product is annotated as kinesin-like protein KIN-12E. Gene Ontology annotation, biological process: microtubule-based movement. Gene Ontology annotation, molecular function: microtubule binding; ATP binding; microtubule motor activity. The record is from RefSeq and is a predicted model, not a curated record. The transcript is spliced from 33 exons. NCBI's taxonomy places the organism in Eukaryota, Viridiplantae, Streptophyta, Magnoliopsida, Poales, Poaceae. Bases 103 to 5745 code for a protein of 1880 amino acids.
AUUACUGGUCGCCGCCUCUGACCGCCCCGCUCCCAGCCUCCCACUCCACACUCUCGCCACCUCACUCCGCCGCAUCACUGCCCCACCCCGCCCGCCUCCGCCAUGGCCGCGCCCGGCGCCAGCGCCGGCAGCCGGCGCGCCUCCACCUCCCGCCCCCGCCGCGCCUCCGCGGCGGCGGUGGAGUCCAACGAGAACGACGACCUCGCCGCUGCGCCCUCCACCUCUUCCUCCGUAUUCGCACACCCCGCCGCCUCAGUUCCGCAUUUCUCGCUGCCCCCGAGGUCGCCGCUCGCGGCCAUCGCGGAUCCCGGGCGGAACCCGCGGUCCGCGCCGGUGACGCCGAAGUCGCUGGCCGGCACGCCCAGGGCCUGCGUGGCGGGGACUGGGGCCAGGGACCGGACCUCGUCGGUUGGGGCGGCGAGGAGGGUGUUCGAUCUGAGGGAUCUCGGGGGUCCGGAGGUGCCUCUGGAGGUGCCGCACUUCGAGCUCGACGAGGACCCCGCGUUCUGGAAGGAUCGCAAUGUGCAGGUGUUGAUACGAAUAAGACCAAUUAAUGAUACCGAGAAUGCCACUCAUGGUCAGAAAAGAUGCUUGCUGCAGGAUAGCUCAAAGACAUUGAGCUGGAAUGGACCUCCCGAAACAAUGUUCACGUUUGACCAUGUUGCAUGUGAAACAAUAUCACAGGAAAAGCUAUUCAAAGUUGUGGGUCUGCCAAUGGUGGAGAACUGCAUGUCUGGAUACAAUGGCUGUUUGUUUGCCUAUGGUCAGACGGGAAGUGGGAAAACUUACACAAUGAUGGGAGAACUUGCCAAGUUGGGCAAUGAGCUUAGUAAGGACUCUGGCUUGACACCUCGCAUUUUUGAAUAUCUGUUUGCACGGAUAAAUGAGGAAGAAGAGCUCCGGAGAGAAGAAAAGCUUAAAUAUAUCUGCAAAUGCUCUUUUCUUGAGAUUUACAAUGAACAGAUAACUGAUCUACUUGAACCAUCAUCAACCAAUCUUCAGAUCCGUGAAGAUAUAAAGAAAGGUGUAUAUGUUGAAAAUCUUAUGGAAUGUUAUGUGUCAUCUGUUGAAGAUGUUAUGUUGCUAUUGCUACAGGGGGUUGCAAACAGGAAAAUGGCUGCCACAAAUAUGAAUAGCGAGAGCAGCCGCUCACAUAGUGUCUUUACUUGUGUAAUUGAGAGCCGUUGGGAAAGUGAUUCGAUGACACACCUUCGUUUUGGGAGGUUGAACUUGGUUGAUCUUGCUGGUUCUGAGAGGCAGAAAAGCUCAGGUGCUGAAGGAGAACGAUUGAAAGAAGCUGCAAACAUUAAUAGAUCAUUGUCUACCCUUGGGCUCGUUAUCAUGACUCUAGUGGAUGUUGCAAAUGGGAGAAACCGUCAUGUUCCCUAUAGAGAUUCAAGGCUUACAUUUCUCCUCCAGGAUUCCUUAGGAGGGAACUCUAAAACGACAAUUGUUGCAAAUAUCAGCCCAUCUAUUUGUUCUUCCAGUGAGACAUUGAGUACAUUGAAGUUUGCUCAACGUGCGAAGCUGAUUCAAAAUAAUGCAAAAGUAAAUGAAGACGCUUCGGGAGAUGUUAUGGCUUUACAAAGGCAGAUAGAGGAACUAAAGGAUCAACUGACAUGCUUGAAGAAGCAGCAAAAUUGUCCUGGAUCACCUGGCUUGCAGCUGCUUGAUUCAGACUUUGCGAACGAAUUCAAAUCUUUGUGUGGAGUAGAUGAUCAACCAGACUGUGAUCUGAAUGUACUAAAGCAAAAGGUUAGUCACCUAGAAGAUGUCUUGGUUGGGAGCCUCAGGAGAGAGAAAUCAGCAGAGACCAAGAUUGGGAAACAGGAAGCGGAAAUACAGCAUUUGAACCGUUUGAUCAACCUGAUGGAAUCUGAUGCACAACGCUUGAGGAGGCGACUCGAACUUCGUGGUGAAAAACAAAGAUUGCAUUCAAUGGAUGAAAAUGCUGCAUUGUACCAGGAGAUUCAGCUAUUGCAGGAACAAAUCAAUGAGAAUCCUCAAUUGACUCACUUUGCUUUGGAAAACAAGAGAUUGAUUGAGGAACUUACAAUGCUUCAAAACUUCUACAAGCAAGGGGAAAGAGAGAUGUUACUAACAGAGAUAUCUCUUUUGCGCAAUCAUUUCCUUCACAUUCUUGAGCAGAAAUAUACAACAGCUCCGAAAAAUGUAGAAACUCAGGGUGAUGAGACCAUCAAGGAGCUUGACAAUUGCAGGAAGGAACUGGAUGCAUGCUUAGAAAACAAUGUUCUGUUAGCUCGUGAAGUAAAUAAACUUCGCUGUGAACUGAUACAAUACCAGAAGGCUUGCACAAAUCAAGUUGCUCCUGAGGCAGAGGAGAAUGUUGUGGUCACAAGCAUCAAUGCAAUGGAAAAUAAUCAAGCUGGACAGAAUUUUUCAUGUUUAUCAUCAGAUGAUGUUAGCAAGCAGUUCAUGCAAGCAGGGACCAUGGCUAAUAUUUCAGAAUCAUUUCAACUUGAGUUACCUUAUGAAAUUGAUAGCGAAGAUCUGGAGUCACCUUCUCAUUUGCACUAUCCAGAAACACAUGAUUUAUGUCAUGCCCAUGAAAAAGCUCCAGUGAUGGGUAUACAUUUACAUGAUGAGACUUUAUUAUGUCAAGAGAGUGAAAUGGUGAACUCUAGGAAACAUCAAUCACAUGAAGAGUUGGAGCGCCUUAAAAGAACAAAUCGAGAGCUCACAGAAAAGUUAGUCAUUAUGGCUGAAGAAAGUAACAGGCUUUCAGAGAUUAUUGUUGCAAAAGAUGUAGAAAUUGCUUCUUUGUCUGAAGAAUGGGAGGCUGCAAUUUUUGAUCUAAUGAGCUUCUUAACAGAUGGAUGUAGAUCACUAGAUGAUGCAUAUCAGAACAUUGAUAAUAUGAUUAGCUCAUUUCCUCACAGUAGUAGUUCUGUAAGUGAACAUGUGGAGAAGGCUAUGAAAGUUAGCAUUGAGAAGGAAAAGAUGAUCUUCAAACUUCAAAUUGAACUACAAGCUGCACAGAAAAUUGGCAGGGAAGUGAAGGAAAAGUUGCACAUUUUAAGAGGUGCAACUCUUGCUAUUACUGAAGCUCAGCAGUUGGAUAAUGAAGAAAGCUCUCAGGAAGAACUACAACUAGUAGGUUUAUUGCACCAAAAGGAUUGUAUAAUACAAGAACUAAAGAACCAUUUGAAAGCAGGAAAAUGUCGCUUUGCAGAAACAGCAGAAGAACAUUCUUGUAAUGACCUAAUAUUGCCUGAUAAUUCAGUUGACAUGAUUGAGGAACAGCCUGAUGAAAAUGAACCAACAGGUCAAGCUAAUCCAGAUUACCAGUCAAAGCUUGAUAGCAUGCUACAUCUUGUUGAAGACAAAUCAAAUAAGGUUCUGACCUUAUUCUCAAAUUUUGAGGCGGCUCAAGAAACCAUGGAAGAGGCUGAACUUAUGCUUUCAGCUUUGUUGAAGGUCAAUGAAGAAUUGAAACUUGAAAGAGAUAAUUGUAGGCAAGCGGUGGAAUUGUUAUUGUCUGAGAAAACUUCUCUGAUCAGUGAGUUGAAGGAACUUGAAGCAUCAAGUUCUUGUACAUCACAGAGGUAUGACAAAUUGCACCAACAGAUAAAUGAUUGUGUAGUAGAGAUGGCUGAGCUUGCUUCUACAAUAAGGGGGUCGUUUCAGCAAAUGCAAAGGGUCUCUACAGUAGAACUCUUUGCUCUUUGCUCGGAGAUUAUUACUUUUGGCCAAGACUUGAAGAGAUGUAUAAGGGAGUCAAGGUCAUAUAUAGUUAACAUGGCAUCACUUAUAGAAGAAAAAGGCAGAUCUACAAAGCAGUUCCAGCACCUCAAUGCAAAUACUUCUGGGUCUGCUUGUCAGCAGGUAGAGUCGCAUACAUGUCAAUGCGGUAGCAGCAAACCUGACUUUUCUCAAUCUGAUUAUAGUACAGAUUAUGCAUCACUCAGAAGAGAGUUUGACAGGAAGAUUAAUAUAGCAGAAGGAUUGUCUUUUGACCUCAAACUACUGCAAGAGUCCACCUCAAACGCGAAAGAUAUGAAAGACAAAGCUGAUGAAAUAUCUACUGCCCUUAGCAAUGUUCAAAGAGAACUAGAUAUAAAAACUGAUGCAAUGGAAAACAUGUUAAGAAAACAGAAGGCACUUGAGGAAGAACUGGUUGAAAAUGGUGCUGUACUCACAGUUUUAAGAUCAGAGUUAGAGAGAUCUCAAAGUUUAUCAUCGGCGCUAUUGAAGGAGAACAAAGAUCUGAGAGUAAUGUUGGAAGAGGAAACUGUGAAGAAUAGUGAAAUAAAAGUCCUGUUGGAAGACAAAGUUAAUGUCAUAGAGGGAUUGGAGAGCCAGAUACUUUUGCUAAAUCGUUCUGAAGUGGGGCAAUUAAUGUCAGAUAUUGAAGAAUUAAAAAAUAACAUUAAAAUAAUGAAUAGUAAUAGGGAAAAUCUCCAGGCAGAGAUACUUACAUUAAGGGACAAGCUUGAGAUGGCAAUGGCUUUAUCUGAGGAAAAUGAAGCUGCUGCUAUUGAAGCUCGUCAAACUGCAGAGAUCAGUAAAAUCUAUGCUGAGGAGAAAGAGGAGGAAGUUAAGAUUCUUGAACGAUCUGUUGAGGAACUUGAAGGAACAGUAACUGUACUCGAGGAAGAGGUAUGCAACCUUAAAGAGGAAGUAAGGAGCUAUCAACUACAUAAACAAUCUGAAGACCAAUUACAAGCUGUUGGUGACAUGCUUUCUGUAGAAAAAGCAUCAAAAUGUGAUGCUGCUGGGGAAUUGUGUCAAGGGAAAUGUCAUCUAGAAAAAAGAUUACAAGCUGAGAUUCUUGCACAUCAAGAUGUUAGAAAGAGGAUUGAACAUCUCACACUGGAAGUAAAACAUAAAGAUGAUGAGAUUAGGCAAUACAAAGAGCAUAUUGCUGAAUUGGUCCUGCACUCAGAAGCACAAUCUUUGUUGUAUCAGGAGAAGUAUCAUGAGAUGGAGCACAUGGUUUCAAGACAGAAGUUUGUUCCACAUGAAUCCAGUUCUGAUAUUGUCCAUGCCAAAACUGAAAAGCCUUCGGGGCGAGCAAGAGGAUCUGGUUCACCUUUCCGGUGCAUAUCUAGCAUUAUUCAACAAAUGAACUCUGAGAAGGAUCAAGAAAUUUCAGUGGCACGCCAACGAAUUGAAGAACUAGAAGGGUUGGUUAGUGGUAAACAGAAAGAGAUAUGCUUGCUAACCUCGAGACUGGCUGCUGUGGAUACCAUGACGCAUGAUAUUAUAAGGGAGCUACUUGGCGUCAAACUAGACAUGACAAACUAUGCUAAUUUGCUUGACCAAGAAGAACUGCAAAAGCUGCUAAUAGCAUCCCAACAACAAAUUGAACAAUCAAAGGCGAAGGACACAGAACUCGAGGUGCUCAGAGAAGAACUUGGUCGUCUCAUUCUGGAAAGGGACAGCUUGCUUGAUGACAUGGACCAAAGGAAGACAGAUCUAUUGGAGACUCAACUGCUUGUUGAACAGCUUGAGCAAAGGGAGCAAAUGUUGGAAACGCAGAUCGAAAUAUUGCAGUUGGAGAAAGAUAGCCUUCAACAGAAGAUAAUGGAGAUGGACGAGACCAUGGAGCUGCUAGUCGGAUCAAAUCAACCAGAUACAAAUCUACGAAUGGGUGAUCAUGGCAGCAGCGAGUUCAGCAGGAGGCUAGCUCAGUCGGACAUGCUCCUCUCCCACGCGAGGCAGGAACACUCUCGCAGCCACGCGACCCGAAGCUCGAGGGCGCAUCAUGGCCGAUAUCGCUGAAGGAUUGCUGGUGCGUCAGACGUCGGACACCGCUUGUGUUUGCAGAUUGGCAGCGGCACGACCACGUAGGGACUUGUACAGAUUGUUUCGAGAGCUGAGGUCCAAACGGCGAUGACUAGAAAAAACUCUCGACGUGUAGUCUUAGGACCUGCGCGCCUGUAAAUCUGAUAAGUGAGAAUGCAAUGUACGCGUUGCUUUUGUGAAGUGUUCUACAUGGUAGAUUCCGGCUUUCAACAAAGAUUUAGUUCCCUGAACCGGCUCAAAAUGUCACGAUCUCACCGAGAUCGUUUCUGUCUUGUACAAUUGUGACCGACGUUUACGGGCUACGGCUCCAGUUGAAAUA